AUGCCGUCUGAGAAGACCUUCAAGCAGCACUGCAGUUUUGAACAAAGAAUGGAAGAUGUCUGGCUCAUCCGGGAGCAGCACCCCACCAAGAUCCCAGUGAUAACUGAGCGAUGUAAGGGUGAGAAGCAACUGCCUGUCCUGGACAAAACCAAGUUCCUUGUCCCCGAUCAUGUGAACAUGAGUGAGCUCAUCAAGAUUAUGAGAAGGCGCCUACAGUUUAACGCCAAUAAAGCUUUCUUCCUCAUUGUGAAUCCGUACAGCAUGGUGAGUCUGUCCAUGCCCAUCUCUGAAGUGUACGAAAGUGAGAAAGAUGAAGAUGUAUUUCUGUACAUGGUGUAUGCCUCCCAGGAGACAUUCGGAACAACACUGGCUGUGUAA
Messenger RNA from Cricetulus griseus (Chinese hamster), 378 nucleotides. Lineage: Eukaryota; Metazoa; Chordata; Mammalia; Rodentia; Cricetidae. The record is from RefSeq and is a predicted model, not a curated record.